Molecule: messenger RNA, 2492 nt
Organism: Aspergillus ibericus CBS 121593
Lineage: Eukaryota; Fungi; Ascomycota; Eurotiomycetes; Eurotiales; Aspergillaceae
Product: SulP family inorganic anion transporter
Exons: 4
Coding region: 125-2365 (746 amino acids)
Biological process (GO): transmembrane transport
Cellular component (GO): membrane
Molecular function (GO): sulfate transmembrane transporter activity
Source: RefSeq, a predicted model, not a curated record
CUUUCUUCCCCUCCUUCUCUCACCGUCGAAGUCGCGAUCGCAUAUGGCGUUUCUCGCAUCGCUUCAGACUGCAUUGACUGUUAGAGUCUGAUCUCGUCGUUCCUCCGGGUUUCUCCGAGUAAACAUGUCGGAUCCCGAUUCGCAGCGCGGACACGCUGAACACCGCUCUUUGCGGGACUGGGUCGUCGACCUCUUCCGGGGACCCCUGUCGAACAGUUCCACAGGCUCCCAGACUGAACAACUUCCUGAAACCCUAGAACCGAACGAUAGAACCCGCCUGUUGAAAGUGGAUGAUGAUGGUGGAAGUCCCGCAUAUGGCACAAGAGACGGUACAGCGCCACCGGAGCAGGAAGGGAAUCACCAAUGGGGUAUAUACUCCAUGCCCCAAGUCGACGGACAGUCUGGUAUAUCGGGAGAAAGUAAUCAGCAUGUCCCUGGAAACCCAAGUUUCGUUGAGGGCCCAGAGAACAUCCCUCGACCUGGGUCAGAUAUGGCUUGGCCUGUGAAGAACCAUAAGACUAUGUAUCUAUCAUACUAUAUCCCAUUCUUCAACUGGAUCCAACAAUAUCGUUGGUCUUUUUUUCGGGGAGACUUGAUUGCAGCCAUGACAAUCGCAUCCAUCUACAUCCCCAUGGCGCUAUCCUUGGCUUCCAAUCUCGCUCAUGCCCCGGCAAUCAAUGGUCUUUACUCAUUCGUAUUCCAUCCAUUGAUCUAUGCGAUCCUGGGAAGCAGUCCCCUAUUGGUUGUUGGCCCCGAAGCAGCUGGUUCUUUGUUGACUGGAACGAUUGUUAAGGCUAGUGUUACACAAGGACACUCGCAAGAGGACGAUGAGGCUGCCAGUGCUAUGGUUGUUGGUGUGGCCACUGCCAUGGCAGGGGCCAUGAUACUGGUCGCCGGGCUGACUCGCUUGGGUUUCCUGGAUAACGUGCUGAGUCGGCCCUUUUUGAGAGGCUUCAUUACCGCCAUUGGCUUCGUCAUCUUCGUUGACCAGCUCAUUCCGGAGGUCGGGUUGGCGGACUUGGCUAAGGAAGCCGGCGUCAGCCACGGAAGUACAGUGCAAAAGCUGGUCUUCCUCGUCGAGAAUGUCAAAAGCUGUCAUGGGCUCACAGCUGCAGUGUCUUUCGGCAGCUUUGCCAUUAUAAUGCUCUUUCGAACGAUCAAAAAAGCACUGGAACCACGAUACCCCCAAGUCGUCUACUUUCCCGACCGUAUCCUUGUUGUCAUUUUAUCGGCCGUUUUGACCUGGCGCCUUGGCUGGUAUAAGAAGGGGCUCGAAGUCCUCGGCCCGACGCAAAAUACUGCUAGUGGGCUUUUCGCAUUCAGGUGGCCGUUCCAACUCAAACACUUGAAGCAUGUACGCACUGCAAUGAGUACCUCCUUCGUAAUCGCCAUCCUUGGCUUUUUCGAGUCCUCCGUUGCUGCCAAAGGGCUCGGUGAGAGACGAGAUGGCGUCCAGGGCAUGUCCGUCAGUGCGAAUCGGGAGAUGGUGGCGCUGGGCGUUGCUAAUGUGGUCGGGGGCUGUUUCAUGGCCCUUCCCGCAUUUGGCGGGUAUGGUAGGAGUAAAGUCAACGCGUCCACGGGCGCCCGUUCUCCUAUGAGCAGUAUCUUCCUCAGUAUCAUCACCUUCAUCUGCAUUAUGGUGCUGUUGCCAUACUUGUAUUAUCUUCCGAAAGCUGUACUGUGCUCUACAAUCUCGGUUGUUGCAUACAGUCUUAUAGAGGAAUGUCCUCAUGAUGUUGCGUUUUUUAUUCGCUUGCGUGGCUGGACAGAACUCGCAUUGAUGCUUCUCAUUUUCGUCUCCACAAUCUUCUACUCGCUGGAGCUGGGUAUCGCGCUCGGCAUUGGUCUCUCUAUCCUAAUGCUUAUCCGCCACUGCACCCAGCCUCGCAUACAGAUUCUCGGAAAAGUAGCUGGUACAUCCAACCAGUUCGACAAUGCCGAAUUGCACUCAGAAAAUGUGGAGCUCAUCGAGGGCGCCCUUGUUGUUAAGAUUCCAGAGCCGCUCACUUUUGCCAAUACUGGUGACCUCAAGAAUCGUCUGCGCCGUCUUGAGUUUUAUGGCACGAAUCGCGCACAUCCUUCCCUUCCACGUUUGCGACCCCCGGAGCACAAUAAGAACGUUAUUUUCGACGUUCACGGCGUCACGAGCAUCGAUGGUUCCGGCACACAGGUCCUCUCUGAGAUUGUGAAUGGUUACAUCGAUCUCGGUGUAAGCGUCUUCUUCUGCCGUCUUCCCAAUCGCGAUGUGUUUCGCAUGUUUGAAAGAAGUGGCAUAGUUGACCGGUGCGGAGGCAUGUCGCAUUUCGUCACCGGUGUCGAUGAAGCUCUCAGGCUCGCUGAAUCAGAGGCCCGUACAGAGCCUUGAAGAUCCUCUCGAAAGAAACCAGGAGCUCCAGUUGCAUAGCUGGGUUACUCGUCACGACCAGGCCUUGUAAAUGAUUCACGACAUUGCACGAUAUAAGACAGACGUAUAGAAUGUAUAGUCCCAGCCU